This is a messenger RNA of Camponotus floridanus (Florida carpenter ant), 3009 nucleotides long. Its product is annotated as proton-coupled amino acid transporter-like protein pathetic. Gene Ontology annotation, cellular component: vacuolar membrane. Lineage: Eukaryota; Metazoa; Arthropoda; Insecta; Hymenoptera; Formicidae. The record is from RefSeq and is a predicted model, not a curated record. The coding region runs from base 1356 to 2795 and encodes 479 amino acids. Gene Ontology annotation, molecular function: amino acid transmembrane transporter activity. Gene Ontology annotation, biological process: amino acid transmembrane transport. The transcript is spliced from 7 exons.
CCGAAGGACCAUGUUUCUGCAUAAAGAAAGUUUAUCUAAGUGAUACAUUAUUCUUGAUCUCGUGAUCUGAUUUUCAUUGGUGAUGCGUUUUCUACGAUUACAUUGAUUGAUUAAAGAAAGUGGUACAUGUUGAGUGUUGCUUUAGAAGUGAACUCCAAAUAUUGAUAACACCAAUCGAAUAAUUACUCGUGGUACCAAGUGACAAUAUUUAUGCUUUGGCAAAGUCUUAGUGGUGUGUUUGCGCGCGUUUAUCGAGAAUAUUUAUUCCAAGGGUGAAGAAGAGCUGAAAACGAGAAUGGGGAACACUGAUAGUGCUCACGACGUGGAAAUGAGCUCGCUGUCGACAAUGGAAGACGAUCAUCUACACAUUGGGAAAACGCCAAUGCGCCCGAUGAUAGCGGAAUACGAGCCAAAGAAGCAAGGUGUGAAAACAGAGCUCUCAGACGUAAUGCUUGUCAAACAGUAUAAACUCCGGGCAUAGAUUCGGGCUCUAUGAAAGUGCUCUGCAAAUAUAAUGAAAGAGAAUAAAAAAAAAAAGAUACUAUCAUUGAGAAAAAAACUAAAAAAAUAUGACAUUAUCGGAUUGUUGCUCUAACACUUAUUUUGGUAAAAAACUCACACAGCGACGAUACGACAAUCGACACGACGCUAACUUAUGACUUGUAAUUAUUCAAAAAAAUGUUUUGCCAAUGUAAGUAGAUUUCUAGGUAUCGCAACAGUUAUUUUUGCAUCUCGUAAAGCAUUGUUUGUAGAAUGUAGAAUUUAUAGCAGAAAAUUCUAAUAAUACCUCUUGGCAAAUUUAGAUCGCACUGCUAAAUAUUAAUCACCGCACUUAUGUUAGAUAAAUAUAUAAGUUUCUAUGCUACAAUUAGAACGAUUUUUAUGAGAAACAAUUUCAGUCAAACUUUACAACUUAUAAAUAAUAAUCUUAACAUGGAUAGACGUCAGACAGAAACAUUGUUUUCUAAAUUUCAUUAACAGUUGAGAUAUAAAUUCCGUCCUCGAACUCAUUUAUAUCGAUUAAGCAUACAAUAAAAAAGCGCAAAUCAUUUAUCUGUCUCAGAGUUUAAUUUCUCUUCAUCUAGAAAAUUGCUGCUGCAGUUGCAAGAUCAUUUUUUUGAGUGAUAAGACGCGACGUUAUCAGACAGUUGUAAAAUCCUUCGUUAAAAGCCGAGACAUUGGCAUCUUUCUGAUUUGGUAAAUGAUAUAGAUCGCUCGACUAUGUGUGUAAAAAAAAAAAAAGAAAAAAAGCGGAAACAAAAAAAAAUAACACUCGGCCAAAAGUGCGAAAAGUUCGGCAAGCAAAGGAGGCUUGUUAGUCGUCGUACUGCGUCGUGGCGCUGGGCGUCGCGGUGAUGCAGUGCGGUGGUUGCAGCUGCCCCUCUAAUGUUUUGCACGACUACCGAAGAGAAACUACCGCACCUAAAAAAUAUGGAUACAAAUGCGAGAAAAAUGACGUGCCCAUUACGGUCACAAAUGGCUCGACCUUGCCACUCGUGGAGCGACCGACCGAUGAAGAAGCCGACCUUUACAACCCAUUCGAACAUCGUAAACUUGUCCAUCCAACCUCGGACCUCGACACGCUUAUACAUCUGCUCAAGGGGAGUCUGGGCACAGGCAUACUCGCGAUGCCGAUGGCUUUUCGCCAUGCCGGUCUCAUUUUUGGUCUUUUCGCUACAUUUUUUAUCGGUGCAGUUUGCACAUACUGCGUACAUGUAUUGGUUAAAUCCGCCCAUGUCCUGUGCAGACGGUUACAGACACCUAGUCUGAACUUUGCUGAUGUGGCAGAAGCUGCUUUUCUAAUAGGACCCGAGCCCGUUCAAAAAUACGCCAGACUUGCCAAAGCGACGAUUAACUCGUUCCUAGUAAUUGAUCUGGUCGGUUGCUGCUGUGUAUAUAUUGUCUUCAUCUCAACUAAUGUUAAGGAAGUUGUAGACUAUUAUACGGAAACAGACAAGGAUCUACGGCUGUACAUGGCGGCGCUUUUACCGCUACUCAUUAUUUUCUCUCUUGUGAGAAACCUUAAGUUCCUCGCGCCAUUCUCGAUGGUAGCGAAUAUAUUGAUCGCCACUGGCAUGGGUAUCACCUUCUACUAUAUCCUCGGUGAUCUACCCACCAUCAGUGAUGUUCCAAAUUUUGCUAGUUGGUCCGAACUGCCCAUCUUUUUCGGCACUGCUAUCUUUGCCCUCGAAGGCAUCGGUGUCGUCAUGCCGCUAGAAAAUAAUAUGAAGACACCAUCGCAUUUUAUCGGCUGUCCGGGUGUUCUCAAUACUGGCAUGUUUAUUGUUGUAUUGCUAUACAGCACUGUCGGUUUCUUCGGUUUCUGGAAAUAUGGCGAGAACACAAAAGCCUCCAUAACGCUUAAUCCUCCACAAGAUGAAAUACUAUCACAAUGCGCCAAAAUAAUGAUAGCUGUUGCAAUUUUUCUUACUUACGGACUUCAAUUUUAUGUGCCCAUGGAAAUUAUAUGGAAAAAUACAAAACAGUAUUUCGGUUCUCGGCGAAUGUUGGGCGAAUAUCUCCUUCGCAUUUUAUUGGUAAUUUUCACUGUUUGCGUAGCAAUCGCUAUUCCUAAUCUAGGCCCGUUCAUCUCACUUGUCGGAGCCGUAUGCCUAUCCACAUUGGGUCUUAUGUUCCCAUCGGUGAUCGAAUUGGUGACCAGCUGGGAAUUGGAGAACGGUCUCGGCAAAUGGAACUGGCGGCUGUGGAAAAAUAUCGCCAUCAUUGCCUUUGGUAUUUUGGGUUUCGUUACUGGCACAUACGUCAGUAUACAAGAAAUUCUUGAAGGCAAAUGAGGCACCAAAUUCGACGCGAAGAGCGGUCCAACUAUUCGUGAAUACUGCUCAUCGUCUGAUACUAUUUACACGAUGCCUUUCGCGUGGAUGUGAUGCUAUUGGCAGAUGAGGUAUCAGCUUAGGAACAGUAUCCCCUUUCGAGUUUUUACACUCUACUUAUAGCAAUGACUAUGACUAUGACUAUGACUGUGACAAUAACGAAGAAGAUAACGAA